Messenger RNA from Lycium barbarum (goji berry), 2001 nucleotides. RefSeq names its product formin-like protein 16. The transcript has 5 exons. Lineage: Eukaryota; Viridiplantae; Streptophyta; Magnoliopsida; Solanales; Solanaceae. Bases 1096 to 1827 code for a protein of 243 amino acids. The record is from RefSeq and is a predicted model, not a curated record.
CCCACCCCCGCUCCUCUCUCUCUCUCUCUGUCUCUCUCUCUUUUACCAUUUUAGCCAAAACCCUAGCUGUCGCCCUUAAUUUCUUACCUCUCUCAUGCCAGAAAUGGCGCGUGAAUCAGUCUGGGCUGACAUGCACAGUGUAUGUAUGCCUACAAUGGUGAAAUAUUGACAUUCACACGGUUUUUUGUGCAUUUGCUUUACUUGAAAAUGCACAAGAGGCUAUCAAAUCCAUUCUUCCCUUGGCUGCGCAUACAAAAGGUACAGACGCACCUGGAGAUACACCGCCAGUCUAGGACUCAGAUUCUGCUAUUUUGAAGAGCUCCUUUGAUCCGGAGCGAAUACUUUUGCGAUGCCUCCGAAGAAGGCAACAGCUGCCCAGAAGGGCAAAGCGGGGGUCGAGGUAGGAGAAACCAGCCGGGCCCAGAGAGUUACCAGGGCCAGUGCGCGGUUAGCGCUUGAGAAUGAGCCCCUGUCAGCCGGCUCUGUUACACCGCCCUUAUCAGAGGAGAUUGGAGCAGCAGCAGCUGCUGAUCAGAGGGCGGCUCCACCGCGAGCUCCCGGGGUUCCAGUGCUCGAGCCUCCAACUCCACAGCCAGGGGCGGAGGACAGGGCCAUGCGAGAUGCGGUUCAGUUAUUGACCACACUGAUGACAGAGCAGGUUCGCAGGCAUGGAUUUGGGGGUAGUCGUGCGGACAGAUAUGAAAGCUCCAGGGCUCGCGAGUUUUUGACAUGUAAUCCUCCAGAAUUCUCCAAGACAAAACCCGAAGAGGACCCCCAGGAGUUCAUUAGAAAGAUGGAGAGUACGAUACAGUUGAUUAAGGCUUCGCCGACUGAGUCCGUCGAGUUGUCUUCGUAUCGGUUAUAUGAGGUAGCGGCGAACUGGUAUGAGUCCUGGCAGCUAUCCAGGGGUGACGAUGCUCCCCCAGCAGUAUGGGUCGAGUUUACUAAGGCCUUUCUUGAUCAUUUUCUACCUCCAGAGCUGCGGAGAGCUAGGGUUGAUCGAUUCUUGAACUUGAGACAGAACAGUAGAAGUGUUCGAGAGUAUAGCCUAGAGUUUGACUCACUGCUAGGUAUGCACCCGCUAUAGUAGCUGAGAUGGCCAACAGGGUGCACCGGUACGUGAUGGGGCUGGACCCUUAUUUGAUUGAUAGUUUCCUGGCGGUGGCUUCUCAUCCAGGGAUGCAUAUUGCCCGGGUACAGGCGCACGCCCAGGGCAUGGAGGACCGACGUAGGGAACGUCGGCCUGAUAGGGGUCACGACAGGAGCCGGCCUAAGAGAGCCAGAUCGGCCGGGUAUUCAGGGGGAUUUCAGAGCGAGUUUUCUCAGCGGCAGGGUAACAGGUAUUCGUCCCAGCCAGCACACAGUACGCCCCCACAGUUCUCAGGACAGAGCUCCAGAGUUCCAGGCUCACAGGUGAGCAGAGGUCCCGGUCAAUCGAGGCCACCUAUGCCCCCUUGUUCUUACUGUGGGAGACCCCACCCGGGGGAGUGUUAUCGCGCUACAGGCGCUUGUUAUUUUUGUGGCAGCCUAGAUUAUCGUGUCAGAGAGUGCCCGCAAAAGGGUGGUUCAGGUUCAGUCCAGCCUGCUGGGUCAGUUGCUGGCUCAUCUUCUCCUUCGGCAGCCAUACGCCCCACGGGACGAGGAGCACCAGCACCAGCACCAGCACCAGCACCAGCGCCAGCGAGUCGUGGCAAAGGUCGUGGUGCAGCUUCUGGUUACAGCGGUCCUUCGAACCGCGUAUUUGCAUUGACCGGCCGGCAGGACCCAGGAGCGUCUUCAAGCGCAUACCCAGGUACAGAUGCACCUGGAGAUACACCGCCAGUCUAGGACUCAGAUUCUGCUAUUUUGAAGAGCUCCUUUGAUCCGGAGCGAAUACUUUUGGUAUAUAUCUUCUGACAUCUGUAUAUUCUGUAUAUAUGACAAUUCUGGGUACGGCGGGGCCCUGUCCCGUCAUCUGAUUCUGUAUGUCUGUUAGAGGUCUGUAGAUAUGUAUUUGGGCUA